This is a messenger RNA of Electrophorus electricus (electric eel), 5381 nucleotides long. It is a transcript of the gene gabrd, whose product is annotated as gamma-aminobutyric acid type A receptor subunit delta. The record is from RefSeq and is a predicted model, not a curated record. Gene Ontology annotation, cellular component: membrane. Gene Ontology annotation, molecular function: GABA-A receptor activity; extracellular ligand-gated monoatomic ion channel activity. NCBI's taxonomy places the organism in Eukaryota, Metazoa, Chordata, Actinopteri, Gymnotiformes, Gymnotidae. Gene Ontology annotation, biological process: monoatomic ion transmembrane transport.
AUGCAAUACGCGCUUUUCAUGCGUGGCCGAUUUAACCUGACGUUGUUCUCUAAGCAAGCAGGAGGGGAUUACGGCUAGUCAUUGUGCUUAGAGAGGGAGGGGAGAGAGAGAGAGAGAGAGAGAGAGAGAGAGAGAGAGAGAGAGCGAGCGCAUCGUCCGCUAGAGUUUACACUGAGGUUGAGGCGCUUCACGAGCACCGAGUUGGGACAGGACGGGGACGGAUAUCCGACUGAAACAUGUAUCGCCUUGCUGUUUACUUUCCGCAAUUGCCACAUUACCACAUAGGACCGUAGAGUCAACGCUUACUUAACCUCCCGUCUUAACAGAAACCAGGGAUUCACAUUUUCCCAAAAUGGAAAUGUUCACUUUAUUUUUGAGAGUCUUCUCGCUUCUCAUCGGGGAGACCCAGUUCGCCAGGGCCAUGCUGAGUGACAUUGGUGACUAUGUAGGUACAGACAUUGAGAUAUCCUGGCUGCCCAAUCUGGAUGACUUAAUGCAAGGCUACGCUCGAAACUUUCGGCCGGGGAUAGGAGGACCUCCAGUGAAUGUGGCAAUGGCCAUUGAAGUGGCCAGCAUUGACCAUAUCUCAGAAGCCAACAUGGAGUACACCAUGACUGUGUUCCUGCGUCAGAGCUGGCGAGAUGACCGUCUGUCUUACAACCACACAAACAAGACCCUGGGCCUGGACAGCCGCUUCGUAGAUAAACUCUGGGUACCUGACACGUUCAUUGUCAAUGCCAAGUCAGCCUGGUUCCAUGAUGUCACUGUGGAAAAUAAACUCAUACGUCUGCAGCCUGAUGGGGUCAUCCUCUACAGCAGCCGGAUCACGUCUACUGUAGCCUGUGACAUGGACCUGACCAAGUACCCCAUGGAUGAACAGGAAUGCAUGCUGGACCUCGAGAGCUAUGGCUAUUCUUCAGAGGACAUUGUGUAUUACUGGUCAGAGAGUCAGAGGUACAUCCAUGGACUGGACAAACUGGAGCUGUCCCAGUUUACCAUUACAGACUACCGCUUCGUCACAGAUAUGAUGAAUAUCAAAGCAGCUGGGCGAUUCCCUCGUCUCAGCUUGCGUUUCCAGCUGAGGCGUAACCGAGGUGUUUACAUCAUCCAAUCUUACAUGCCUUCUAUCUUAUUGGUUGCCAUGUCCUGGGUCUCUUUCUGGAUUAGCCAAUCGGCUGUGCCUGCUAGGGUAACACUUGGGAUCACCACGGUGCUCACCAUGACAACGCUGAUGGUCAGCGCACGCUCCUCGCUGCCCCGCGCCUCUGCCAUUAAAGCACUGGACGUCUAUUUCUGGAUCUGCUAUGUCUUCGUGUUCGCUGCCCUCAUCGAGUACGCCUUCGCCCACUACAACGCCGACUACAGCAAAAAGGAGAAGGCCAAGGUCAAGGCAAGCAAGAGCGCCGAGGCCAUGGUGAAGAACGGCAAACAUGCCAUGGUGCUCUUCUCCUUGUCGGUGACAGGAAUGAGCCAGGGCCUGGCGGUCUCCAACAGGCAGGGCCGCACCCAGCGGCCGCCCGAGGGCCCCGCCGAGCCCCAGGAGGGGGCGGAGCCGCGGGCCGUGGGCCGGCGGCGGGCGGAGCGGGGUGGGGAGGAGGGCAAGUGCAGGCCCGUCGAUGCCGACACCAUCGACAUCUACGCUCGCGCUGUCUUCCCCUUCACCUUCGCCGUGGUCAACGUCAUCUACUGGGUGGCAUACACCAUGUGACACCAAAGACGCUUCAGCGAGGCCUGCCCUCGCCCAGGUUCUGAAAGCGCAGGCGGGACCACGGGACCGCUGUCGGUUUGUGGAAUUAUCGAGACAAGCCAGCCGUGGGAUAUCGGAGAUUAUCGGACACAUGUGGACACUGGCGACGUCGGACCACGGCAGGUUUUUGGUGACUGUACUUCGGAUGAACUCAGGUGAUGAUAACGAUGAAGAGAACCUGUGGUGAGGAAGGACCUCCUAAUAAUUUCAGACGAUGGCGGGAAGAAUAAGAAGGAGACUGCUGUACAUUAGCAACUCUGGACCUCAGACUCUCGCUUUCUUUACUGCCUUUUCCAUUAAGCUGUUGCAGUGACCCCUCACCUUCAUCGCCACAGUGAGCCUUCAGUUUCUUCCAGUAAAAGCCAGCAUCCCCAGACUGGAACAUUCUACUGCUUGUAGAGGUUUCUACUAAUGACACUGCAUGACCACCGGAGUAUAUGUUGGGUUAUUAGUACCUUUUCGGUUUUCAUUCUCUUCUUCAUUCGUUCCCAGCUCCUCUGUCUAUAUUCAGUCGCCCACCAUGCUUUGGGUUUUUCUAAUGCAAAGGCUGUCAGCUCCUGCUAAAUCACAGAAAGUGCUUUCUAAUUAUUUAAAUGCAAUUUUGCUAAACUAAAUCUAUUUUAUUAAUAUGAGCAUUUAAAAAACAAAGCUUGCUGAAAGACCAUAGAUUAUAUAUUGAACUUGUUAUAGAGCAGAUUAGCCCAGAAGAGUUUAUAGGUUACAUAAUAUGACCCUUCAUUAAAUUUGUUAUGAUUGACCUCUAAGCACAAUUAGGUUCACGAUCCCUUAAUGCAUGUUAAUAUAUUCCUGUGUAAGCUUACGCAGCCUAUUCUAGAGUAAUCACAAUGAAAAUGCAUCCCUGUUCCACGUUUUGGGUUCUGAAAUUGCCAGCGAACAUGAACAUCAUCGACUUUUCUCAGCCGUCCCAGACCAGGAUGCUUUAUGGCAAGAUUUCCUCUCUUUAGAUACCUCAGAGAGUUCUGAAAAACUAAAUGACAAGACGGAAGGGCGGGCGUUCAGAGAAGGGUUAGUCCGACGGACAACGCCACUGUCCACUGUGGAUGACAUCGUAAUGUUGAGGACCCCUGUCCACACAGACAGCAGGACACCCCCCCACCUCCGCCUCUAUAACUCCAGUGUCUCUGCUACUUUGCAAAAGUGGAGUAUGAGCCAUAGAACUGAUGAAUAUGUAAAGAGUGUUGAGUCCCUCCAACAAAAAAAAACAUAUCAGUCGUUUAUAACCUUUUACAUUAAAAUGCUAAAAUAUGCUUUAUUUAGACUUACCUUCAUUAAUAUAGGUAUAUAACAAUAGUACUUACAGUAAUGCUUUAUAUUAUUGUUUUUAAUUUGUAGAAUGUAUAACUAGUACUGAAAUCAAUUCAUGACAGUGAAGAUAAAUGGUUUUUACACAUAAGCAUCAUUUAAAUAAAAAAAUAGUGCCUAUAAACAAAAGAAAAGCUUUCGUGAAUGCUUUAUUUUAAAUAGUCGACAUCAAUGCUGUAAUAAGCUUAAGUGAUGUCAGAUAUGUUUUUUUGUUGCAAGGACUCAAUUCAUUUAUAGUACAUAAUGUAUUAAUUAAUUGAAUAGUCAUUGAAAAAAAAGUGUAAAGGAAAGUAUAUAACAAUUUAUAGUACCUUUGUAGGACUGCCAUUGACUCUCCCACUCAGUUAGGUAGACAUCACACAACCCUAAAUCAGAGAUUGCACAGAGGUAACGACCGCUGAAAUAAAUCUGUGAAUGAUGAAAAAGACAAAAAACUAAUUUCUAUGAUUUCUUCAGGACCCUGUUCUUGACGUUUGUGGAUGUUUUAAUGAUGUAUCAUUAAGUGCGAAAGAGGAAGUAGUUAUAUACAGUAUAUAAGUAAGUACAUACAGUAGAUGUACAGAAAUGGGCACUGCAGCUAUCGUACAGUUCUCUCCAGACCUGGAGUUAUAUCUCACCUCCACAGCUGUGACCUGUGAGGCACGAGCUCACGAAGGGCAGAGGCAGGGAGCUUCUAAGGAAUGGCACACCACAGAAGAAACGAGCAAGUCUACAGAGUGCCAAAGCCUAAACAAAACUGCACUUCCCCGCUUAAUUCUGGGGCCCUGUAAAGGCACUGUGUAUCUUCCUUUAUACCGUCCUAUCUUCAUUCACUGAGGAAAGUGGCCAUUUAAAAUGGUUUUGAAUUAGCAGGCAAAUAGUAAUAGAGGUCAGCAAAGUACAAAGUCACGUUGCUCAAUUGCCUCUUUGAGCAAGUACUCCAUAUUAGCUUCUGUAGAGAAGCAUGUUUAAAGCAGCCCAGACUUGAUUGGGCUUUUGGCUGGAUAAAAACGUGUAAUGGCGCCCUCUACUGGAAAUAGAGGUGCAUCAUCGGGAGGGAUCUUGCAAAAGUAUAGCGGUAUAGCGUAAAAUGAAUGCAGACCAAGGAGGCACGAGUGAAAAACAUUAUGAGAGGUAGUCUGUAUGCCCGUUUCAUCGCUGUUUUUCUUCGUAUGCUUUGUUAUUUCACUACGGGAAUCACCACUGCCGUCUUAAGGGCUAUCUUAUUCAUUUAUCAGCCACAGUUAAUUAGACGGCAAUUUAGCCAAUGGAUCAAUCCAACAUUAUACUAGACUUCAGGCAGGACUUACACGGCAUUGAAAUCGACAAAUGUUUCUACCUACUUUAUGUUAACAUAUGCCAGUAUGACUCUGCACAGCGAACUGGGGGUUGCAAAUAGCCAACGAAAUAGUUUUGCUUCACCUAUACGCAGUGUGCUUGCUCCCAGGGGCGAGUGUGUUCCUUCUGAAUAACGCGUUCUCUGGCGUCCCCUCCUGCCGUUUCCAUACACUCUCCCUAGUUGUGAAACAGGGCGAUGGAACGGACUCUACGCGGUUUUUUUUCGUAUGUCGGGCUGCUGUCACGCCAAUUUCAUUCGUGACUGAGUUUCUGUUUUAUGAAACCUAACCGAAUGAGUUUGUGAUUUGAAAAAGCUGCGAUCCCAGUUACCUCCACCUCAGUAAAGAGAACAAUCCUCAGUAUGAGCAGCAGAGGGCGCAGUUUGCUAUAAUUAUAAUGUCUGGGCACAUUAUAGCACCAUGAACACAGCAAUCACGGGCCCAGUUACACAUCAGUCUGAUUUUCUAUCAGUAGAGCAGCAUUGUAUGACCCAAAAUGCUUUUAUUAAUCAAACCAUAUGUAAUCAUAAAUGUCAAUGUUUUUGUGGGAAAGCAGGUCAUUGGUUUCCACUAUUCCACUAUGUAUUUCCAAAUAUGAAUUGCACGAAAUCUGGCAAUAGGUUCAGUAGUCUCAUCAGUGACAAAGCGAGGCUGCAGCAGUGCUCAGAUCUCUAACCGUCCUCUUGGGCGUAGGUGUAAUUUUUGCUGGGGACGCUGGGGACAUGUCCCCACCAUUCUCCAAAACGGCUGAUAUUGUCUCCAACACUUUUUGAAAAUAUGUUAUGUAGGCUAACAGUUUGCUGCAGAAAACAUAACAGAAUCAGAACACGGUCAUGCUUAUAUGUUGUCACACAACACAGAAUUAAUAAACGUGGAACAAAUAACUGAAACGAAACAAAAAAAACCCCAAAUGUAUAGUACUAAUUGUACUACUAAUAAUUGUACUAUAAAAACAUUUUCUGGUAGUAAAUAACUGGUACUACAAAUACAUUUAA